AUGACCACUCCUUCAUCUUCUCCCACGCCACCCAACAUGCUCCCAGUUCUCAUCGUCGGAGGAGGCCCCGUCGGUCUCUUUGAAGCCUUCCUCCUCACAAAACUCGGCAUCCCCGUCCGCAUCAUCGAACGUGAACACUCCAUCUCCCCUCUCUCCAAAGCUCUCGGUCUCCAAGCCCGGUCCAUGGAAAUCUUUCGCCUCGCUGGCGUCAUCGACCCCUUCCUUGAAAAGGGCAGCCCCAGCUUCAACCUCAACUUUUAUUCUGCCGGCAAGCAUUUCGCCACCAUGCCCGUUAAUGGUACACCUGAUGAUACUGAGUACUGUUAUGGUUUGUUCUUGGAGCAGAAGGUCACCUCUGAGAUUUUGAGGGACGAGUUGGCGAAGAUGGGGGUUGAGGUUAAUUAUGGAUGGGAACUUAUGGAUGCCAAGGUUGUCGAGGGUGGUGAUAAUGAGAGUACCUAUGUCGAGACGACGGUCAGACGCGCAUUGUCGGGCGAUAACACGGCUCUCGGGGAGAACUUGGUCAUUGGAAUUGUGGACGAGCGCAUUGAGCAGAAAGACAAGAAGUAUGAGACUGAGGUCGUGAGGUCCAAGUACAUGGUUGCCUGUGAUGGUGGGCGAUCCACCGUUCGACACAAGCUGAACAUCGCGUUCCCUGGGCGUACCCUUACCAGCAAGACAUUCAUGUGGGAUGGUAUCGCAGACACCGACAUUCUCGUCGACGGCGUCACUGUGAUCUCCAACCCAAACAAACGCGCAAUGCAUCUCUUCCCUCUCAGUCAUGGCACAAUCCGUGUUCAAAUCGAAGCAGGCGAGAUCGAGGACAGUGAGGACUUUGCCGAAACCAUCAAGAACCUAACCAUCGACCAAUUCGAAGCCCUGGCCAAGGACUGUGUCUACCCCGCCACAUUCAACAUCAAAGAAACCACCUGGCUCACUGGAUACAGAGUCAACGAGCGCCGCGCUGAGCAGUUUGUCUACAAGAACCGCAUCUUCCUCGCCGGUGACGCAGCACACAUCCACUCCCCUGCUGGCGGACAAGGAAUGAACACGGGUCUGCAGGAUGCUCACAACCUCGCUUGGAAAAUUGCGUUUGCCCUUCAGGGACUUGCCGCACCCGAGUUGAUCUUGCCCACCUAUGCUGAGAGAGAACCCAUGGCGGAUAGAGCGAUCGAGGUCUCGUCAGCGAUCUUGCAAAGAAACCGGACGACCGGCUAUACCUCCCAUUAUAUGAAGCUCGCCUUUUUUUCUGUCGCGCCCUUUAUUCUGAAUGUCCUACGCAAGUUCCACGCCACUCCCGAUGUCUCCAUGCUCAAGCUUCGCUACGCCGAGAACUACAUCAACAGAUCUCACACGUCUACAAUGCAAUCCAAGGACGAAUACCAAGUUGGAGUCCGCGCCCAAUGCGGCACCAUCCGAACCAUUAACUCCACAACCAACGACAAGACCAACAACCCCUUCCGUCUGCACGAACUCCUGAUCGGUCUUGGCCGCUUCCACAUCCUGAUCUUUGCAUCCACCACACUUAACUCCCCCAUCGAUGCCAAACACCUUGCCACACACUUGGAGCACUACCAAUACGCCUGGCGCAGCCGAUGGACCUACUCUGCCGACCUGAACGACGGCCGCAAGGACAAGCACGACCUCUUCAAGAUCCACAUCCUCGCCGGCCCUACACAGGACACAACAGGCUGGGAGAAGUUUGUAGAUAGAGCUGAGGGCGAUGGACGUGUUUACGAGGAUAUUGAGGCCAAAGUGCAUGUCAAGUUCGGGUUCAAUGGCAAAAAGGGACCUGGAGGAAUUGUUGUGGUCCGUCCGGAUGCGCAUGUUGGAUAUCGAGUUGAGGGGUGUCAGGCUCAGGCGUGGGAGGCGGUUGAUAGGUACUUUUCUGGUCUUUUGACUAAGGGAGUUCCUCAACUCUAA
Molecule: messenger RNA, 1923 nt
Organism: Linnemannia hyalina
Lineage: Eukaryota; Fungi; Mortierellomycota; Mortierellomycetes; Mortierellales; Mortierellaceae
Source: the annotation of a GenBank genome assembly